Messenger RNA from Chironomus riparius, 2671 nucleotides. The record is from the annotation of a GenBank genome assembly. NCBI's taxonomy places the organism in Eukaryota, Metazoa, Arthropoda, Insecta, Diptera, Chironomidae.
CAGCACAUUGUAGCUCGAUUGUAUAAGUGCCGGUUUACUAUUUCUCAUACUCAUUUUUUUAACUGUAUAUGAUUCAGUAAAAAAGAGUCGAUUCAUUGCUGUGCUCGCUCGCAAUCAAAGCGGACGCAAUAAGCGUUAUUUUAUCGUGUUUAGUGCUGAUAUUUAUUACAUUUUUAAUAAAAGGAAAAAGUUAAAAAGUUUCAACAAAAAGAAGUUUAAAAUUUGCCAAAGGAUUUUAAUUCAGAAAAGACUUAAAAAUAGGAGAAGAAAAUGGCUGGUGGCGGUGAAGUUCCGGCGAGAGGAAAUAUAAUUCCUCUCAUCCCCGCUCGAUAUGUAUUAUCUGUACUUAGUUCAAUUGGUAUGGCUAUUAUCUAUGGACUCAAAGUCAAUUUAUCUGUUGCAAUGGUGGCAAUGGUCAAUCAGACAGCAAUUAAAGCGACUGGUGGAGGUGACCCUCAUGGACCGUCAGUAACACUUUCAAAUUAUACAAAUCCAGAAGAAUGUGAGGCUGAGCCACUUAAACAUGGAGCCACUGGUGACCAAGACGGUCCAUUUUUGUGGGAUGCUGGCAGUCAGGGUAUUAUUUUAUCAUGCUACUUUUGGGGCUAUUUUGUAUCACAAAUCCCUGGAGCAAAAGUUGCUGAAUUGUUCUCUGCUAAGUGGGUCAUGUGGUUUGCUGUCGCUAUCAAUGUUGUGUGUACACUUUUGACUCCAGCUGCUGCAUAUCUUGGUGUAUGGCCUGUUGUAAUAAUGCGUGUACUUGAAGGUAUUGGCGGUGGUGUCACUUUCCCAGCUGAGCACACUCUUAUCGCUGCCUGGGCUCCACCACAAGAAAGAUCAACAAUCUCAUCAAUUAUUUAUGCAGGAACUGCCCUUGGUACAGUUAUUUCUAUGUUAAUGGCUGGAAUGCUAGCUGAAUUUUUCGGAUGGUCGUCAAUUUUCUAUGUUAUGGGCGGUUUGAGUUGUAUAUGGCUCGUGUUAUGGAUCAUCUUUAUUCAAGAUUCACCAAACAAGCAAGGAUUGAUUGACCAAGCAGAACGUGACUAUAUCAAUACAUCACUUGGAAGUAGCAGUGGUCAUCAUGUUGCAAGAAAAACUCCAUGGAAACAAAUUUUCACAUCAGGACCAUUCUAUGGCAUUUUAGUAGCUCAUUUCUGCAACAAUGUCGGCUGGUACAUGCUUCUUAUUGAACUACCAAUUUACAUGAACGGUGUUCUUAAGUUUGCAAUUAAGGAAAAUGCCAUUUAUACAGCAACACCAUUCUUAACAUUGUGGUUCUUCAGUAUUUUCAUUAGUAAGACAUUAGACGGUUUACGCGCAAAAGGAGCCAUAUCAACAACAACAGCCAGAAAAAUAGCAACAAUGUUUGCGUCUAUCAUACCAAUGUGCUGUUUAUUGGCUUUAUGCUUUAUUGGAUGUAAUAAAAUGGCAGCUGUUGUCAUUGCUGGCAUUGGCGUUACAUCUAUUGGUGCCAUGUUUUCAGGCUUUCUGUCCAAUCACAUUGAUAUUGCACCAAACUUUGCAGGGAUACUUAUGGCAGUUACAAACACAAUGGCGACAAUUCCCGGAAUUACAGUACCUCUUUUUGUUGGACAAUUGACAAAGAAAGAUCCCACAAUCGCAUCAUGGAGAAUCAUUUUCGGUAUCACGAUUGCUCUCUAUGUCGUUGAAAUUUUCACAUACUUGGCACUCGGAUCAGGCGAGGAGCAGCCAUGGAAUAAGUCAGAAGAUGAGAAAUCUGGCCCAGAAAUGACACCACUUAAAGACAAAGCACAAUCAGAUUACAAAACUAAGGAGGAUGCAUAGUGUGCAUAAAUUUAAAUUAAUUAGUAAAAGCAUUUGUUAUUGGCUGGGGCACUCUUUUGAGCUGCUCAAAUCUCAAAGUUUAAAGAUUCGAAAAAUGACAAAAAUGUUGAAUUAUUUUUUUGGAAUUGUAUGGUUUUGGAUAAUUGACGUGUAAAACUUCACAAUUUAUAUCGUAAAACUGUACAAAUUCCAGUAAAACAAUUCAACAGCAUUCAAAAUAAGAAGUAUCAGGACAAUACAAAUUUAAGCAACUAUCCGUCAACAAUAAUUACUUUGCAUCUCAUACAAUGUCAAAUAGGACGUAAAGUUAACAAGAACACAUGCUUUAAUUAAAAUACAAAAUUAGCAAGUUGUCUGUCAAUAACUAGUGUCUCAGCCAAAAUUGCAAAUUGAAUCAAUCACAAGAUGAAAAAAAAUACUUACUGUUAAAUAAUCGUACAAUAAUUUGUCAUGCUUUGUUUUAAAGGAUUUAUGAUGAACAUGAGAUUUUUAUGUUGUAGGCUUUAUACAUAUUCAUAGUGUUCUGUAACUUAUGUUCAUUUUAUUGAUAUUUCGACACAUCACUUUCGAUUUAUUUUAUUUGAUUUUUAAUUCUAUACAAUUGAUCGGAAGUGAUUUUAUAAAUGACUAUAAUUAAGCAAUUUAAAUGUAAUUUUAGUUUAUUCUGAACCGCAAAAACGAAUAAUUCAUCAUUAAAUGUCCAUAAAUUGCCCAAAUUUCAUUUUUUAGGUAGUCAAAAAGUGAGGGAAAUCAAUGUCUGAUGGAAAAUAUAGACUUGAAGGUGAUCAGACACAAGAUACAGAAUGCAUAUUUUCUAAAUGAGAGAUAUUUAAACCACAAAAAUAAAAUUCUAUAAGACUAAAAA